Molecule: messenger RNA, 668 nt
Organism: Racocetra fulgida
Lineage: Eukaryota; Fungi; Glomeromycota; Glomeromycetes; Diversisporales; Gigasporaceae
Source: the annotation of a GenBank genome assembly
CUCCAAAUAGAAUAGACUUAUAUUACUAUCAUUUUUACACAGAUUGGAAUAUGGAUGAUGAUUAUAAUAAGUUAUAUUGGGAUUGUGAUGUAGAAAAAUGUGAAUAUUGGGAUCUUGAUGUUGAAUUUGCUGCUAGUACAAUAAUAGAAGAGACAGAUGUAUGUGAUGAAUGUAAUCAACCUUCUAUUUGGCAAGAUGGACAAAUUAGAGGUUGGGAUACAGAUGAUCAAAAAUGGAUUCGUGGAGGAUGUCAGAGUGUUGCAUUAAAAACAAUAAAUAAUCCAAUAGAUUCAAUUUCAAAUCUUUUGAAAGAAAUCGAAUCAAAUAUUCAGGUAGUUGAUGAUCCACAUUUUAUCAAAUGUUUAGGUAUUACUCAAGAUUCUAAAACACAUAAUUAUAUGAUAGUAAUGGAAUAUGCAACAUCAGGUAGUCUUCGUUCAUAUAUGAAUGCUAAUAAUAUGGAUGCAAAUAAAAAAGGUCAGAUAUUAUGGUCAAUUAGUAAAGGACUUUAUCAUUUACAUGAGAAAAAUUUAAUUCAUCAAGAUUUUCAUCCAGGAAAUCUUUUGCUUAUUAAUGGAUGUUUAAGUAUUUCAGAUUUUGGUUUAUGCAAACAAGAAAAUCAAAAAUCAAAAUCAAAAACUGAAAAAAUUUUUGGAGUUUUACCUUAU